This is a messenger RNA of Hippoglossus stenolepis (Pacific halibut), 2100 nucleotides long. RefSeq names its product sushi domain-containing protein 3 (gene susd3). The record is from RefSeq and is a predicted model, not a curated record. The transcript has 5 exons. Gene Ontology annotation, cellular component: plasma membrane. Bases 542 to 1459 code for a protein of 305 amino acids. NCBI's taxonomy places the organism in Eukaryota, Metazoa, Chordata, Actinopteri, Pleuronectiformes, Pleuronectidae.
AGUCAAGUUAAGGACAUUUAGAAACAGGUUUUCUACACUUUCAAUGUGUGUUUUGCGUAUUUCCAGCGCUGACUGAGGCACCACGUCCUGAUAGGCUCAGAGAGCAGCGGUGCCACAUCCUGCCCACGGGCAGCAGCUUAUUUCUGCUGGAGGUGCUCGUCCUGUCCACGGCUCUGACAUCCCACUCGACCUGACCCGCUCUAAUCCACACAGUCAUUGUCGCGUCGCUCAACGAGGUCCCGGUCGAUCACUUCGUCUGGCUGCGUCCUCCCGAGCGCACGUUUCAUCCGCAGGCGCGCAGUCCGAAAAGCUGGCGUGAGAGAAAGUGAGGAGGGAUUGUGGGAGGUGGUAGACAAAACACACACACACACACACACACACACACACGCACACACACACACAGGAUCACACAGACAAACACACACACACACAGACAAGCUCCAGCUGAACGGGAUCCAGGCUUGUUUACCCAGUGCCGGGCACAGAGGAGCACAGCCAGAGGAGCGCGGAGUGUGGGGGCGUCUGUCCGUCUGUCAGCGCGAUGUCAGCGGCUACAGCUUCUGUGGCAGAUGUGUCCAGGACCGACGGGACAUACAGAGAUGGAGGUCGACGCCAGAAUAACUCAGGUCAGUCCCAGGCCCAGUGCAGACCCAUGCCACUGCCUGCCCUGGGAACCCAGAAGAUCAUCCAGGGCAAUGGCACCAAUGUGGGCACGGUCAUAUCGCUGCAGUGCCCGGCCAAACACAAACUGGUGGGGAGAGAGCUAACGUGUGUCAUGGACGUCAACAGCACCCACUGGGACGGGGAGAACUACUGUACACCUCUGGCUCCCUACGAGGGCCAUGGUUUCCGUGUGGCCGUGUUGGCGUCCAUUGUGAGCUCGGCCAUUAUCCUCCUCAUGUCCAUGGCCUUCAUCACCUGCUGCUUGCUCGACUGCAUCAAGGAGGACAAAAGGAAAAAGCAGGAGAGGGAGUCAGAAGUGUGGCAAUUGGAGGAGCCGACUCAACACCAGGGGGACAACAGGUCUCACUACAGCCACAAAGGCAGGAACAACAACAACAACUCCCAGGAGAAGACGCUCUCUCUGUGGGACUCCCACAGCCCAGCCGGGUGUGACAACAUGCAGGCCUGCAGAUGUCAUCAGGAGUACUCCUAUGGACUCGUCUGCACAUAUGGCCCCGCUGCUCCGCUCGCUGCUCUCCCCGGGCCCGGCUACGACCAGCCUCUUUUACCACGAAAUCCAGAAUCUGUGCAGGUCUCCGGUCCACCUCAGUACCCUGGACCUCCUGCCUCCUCCUUUCAAACUGCGAGCCCGCGCAUGGUCCAGAUCUCAACAGCGGGGCCUGGGGUGGCGUGGCAGUAUGGGAGACAGGAAAGCAGCUCUGCACCUGCAGAGGAGAGCAACUCUAGGAAUUUAAACCCUGCCAAAGAAUUCUCCAUAAGGAUUAUAUCAGUGUGAGGACAUGUUGCACAGGAGGUGAAUGUCGUUUAAUGACCAAAUAUGUACAUCAGUGUUAUGAAUGAGGACUAUUGGAAGUGGUAACUCAACAUUAAUGUGUGAACUUCUACAGUGUGAUGGCUUUACAGGCUCAGACGAACGUGCCUUUUGUAAACUGUAAUGGCACACUGCCCUCUGCCUGACGAGAGAGGCCGGUGCACUUCCAGGACACCAGCCUUGUCGGGACGACACGCCCUGUAAUUAGAAGCUCGAGGGAUUUUCUUGACCUCAAUCGAACUUAAAUUAAAUGGUUGCUAUGAGGUUUUGCGAUUGAGGUGUUUAUGGGGACAUAUAGUUCACAACACACAGAAAGCGGGUGAGGAGGUUCUCUGAAAAACAAAUGUCAGGGCAGUAAAAUUCCCUUUUCCCUGCAGGAGGAGAGCAGCUGGAAGGCACUGGACACUGUUUGUAGAUAUAUUUUUCUUAAGGAAUGUAAAUCAAUUAAAGACAAUGUGUAAAGAGAGCAGUCGUGUCCUUCUGAUGCAAACUCACAAAUCAACUUGAUGCAGCGGCUGCAGUGCAGUGGUUUCCACUGGUCUGUGUAUCGAUGUACAGGUUGAUGACAAAUUGGAGGAAAAUGUGAAUAAAUACGUGGAAACAAA